ACUGAGCAUUAUUUAUUAUAAAUGAAAUGUUUUGAAAAUAUUUAUUUUUUAAAAAAUUAAUGUAAGAAUCUUAGAAUAUUUUAUAAUUACUAUUUAAUAUUAAAAAUAAAUGCAUUUUACUAAAUGUAUUUGUAGAUACUUCUAGAAAGACUCAUGGGCUUCUAUGAAAAGACUGCAUAGUAGUUUAUAUCAAAAUUUAAUUAAUAUACCUCAAGAUUAAUUACUGAUAACUAAAUCUUCAUUUAAACAAUUAAAUAAUACUAAAAAUAAGUAGAAUUAUGAAAUUUGAUAUUAAAUCUUUAAACAAAUAUUUCAGUGUUUACUUAAAAGUUGGUUUAGUUACGCUUUGUCUCGUUCCUCCAGCAGUUAUGGUAUGGAAGGAAAAAGUUAUGCAUAAAAUGGGAUAGUCAAUUAAAACAGACAUUGAAAGAGUUAACUCAAAAGGUAAAUCAAUUUAUGAAAUUCCUAAAAAGUACUCGCCUGAUGACAAAACAGUUCUUGUUUAAACGAAAACAAAAAUACUAAAUGGCUUAAACAAUAAAUUUAAAUAAGAUUAUGAUGAUGAAGAUGAUGAUGUAGAUUUUUUUUAAGAAGAUGAUAACUUAGAUGAAAUAGAGUGAUAAAGAUAUUUUUAGAUAUAUAUACAUACAUACAUAGAUACAUAAAAAAUAAAUUGAAUUUAGCAUUACGAAGUAAUAGAGUUUCAAAACAAAGAUUAACAUCACACAAACCUAUAUUAAAUAUAAUCUAUAUAACUAUUAUUUUUAAGUAGUUUAUUUAUAUAGUAUAUUAUCUUUAUUUUAAUAUUAUAAAUAAUAUUUUAUAAUAAUACUUUUAUGCAAAAUAAAUAAAUAAAUGACUAAAAUUCAUCUUUAAAAAUUACUUUAGCUAUUUAGUAAUUAAAUAUAUUUCUAAUGCAUUUUAUAUAAUAAAUUAAUCUAAGCAUAUUUUGAUUUUAAUUUUCUUACCAUCUAAAUUUAAAAAUACUGUAUAACCUAUUAAAUUGGGCAUUAGAUAUUUUGGGCAUAUGGAUAUAAUGGGCAUUUUUAAUUUAUAAAAAUUAAAAAUUAGGUCAAAUCAUUGAUUACUAUAAAAACAAACAAAAUAUGUUAAAUGUAAAUAAAUGUUAGUGAAUAAAUUAAUUAAACUGAUUAUUUUAUUUUUAUAUUAAUAAAUGUAAUUGAAUAAUAAGGAAACUUUAUGAACUGA
Molecule: messenger RNA, 1209 nt
Organism: Tetrahymena thermophila SB210
Lineage: Eukaryota; Ciliophora; Oligohymenophorea; Hymenostomatida; Tetrahymenidae
Product: transmembrane protein, putative
Exons: 3
Source: RefSeq, a predicted model, not a curated record